Macrobrachium nipponense is the source of this 1551-nucleotide messenger RNA. It is a transcript of the gene eEF1gamma, whose product is annotated as elongation factor 1-gamma-like. The record is from RefSeq and is a predicted model, not a curated record. Gene Ontology annotation, cellular component: nucleus; cytoplasm. Gene Ontology annotation, biological process: translational elongation. Gene Ontology annotation, molecular function: translation elongation factor activity. The coding region runs from base 133 to 1404 and encodes 423 amino acids. Lineage: Eukaryota; Metazoa; Arthropoda; Malacostraca; Decapoda; Palaemonidae. The transcript has 10 exons.
AAUGCAGGUUUGCUCAUAGUCUUCUGCACAAGGUUGAACUUACCGCGUCCCAAAUUCUUCAACCAGACCAAGAAGAAGAAAGGCAUCUGACAAUGCGCAUGCGCAGCUCUCUCACUGUCCUCUACCAUAACCAUGGCAGUCAACGGGACGCUGUACACGUACCCAGAGAACUUCAGGGCCUUCAAGGCCUUGAUUGCAGCACAGUACAGUGGGGCCAAGGUCAAUGUCGACAACAACUUCGUUUUUGGCGAGACCAACAAGUCUGAUGCCUUUUUGAAGAAAUUCCCCCUUGGCAAGGUACCAGCGUUUGAGACCACCGAUGGCAAGUGCAUCUUUGAAAGCAAUGCCAUUGCAUGGGCUGUGGCCAAUGAUCAGCUCCGUGGGAAGACGGCCAUGGAUCAGGCCCAGGUUGUUGCCUGGAUGAACUUUGCUGAUAAUGAAAUCCUACCGGCCUCAUGCACGUGGGUGUUCCCCUGCCUGGGAAUAAUGCAGUUCAACAAAAGCAACACUGAGAGGGCAAAGGAAGAUAUUAAGAAAGCCCUUGGUGCUCUCAAUACCCAUCUCUUACCCCGCACCUUCUUGGUAGGCGAGCGAAUCUCUCUUGCUGAUGUUUCAGUGUGCUGCACGCUCCUCCAUCUCUACCAGUAUGUGUUGGAACCCUCCUUCAGGAAGCCAUUCCAGAAUGUCAAUCGAUGGUUUACAACCAUCAUCAACCAGCCCCAAGUGAAAGCUGUCAUCGGUGACUUCAAGUUGUGUGAUAAAAUGGCUCAGUUUGACAACAAGAAAUUCGCAGAAGUUCAAGGAAAGAUCAAGCAGGGCGGAGGUGAAAAGAAGCAAGAGAAAAAGGAGAAGAAGGAACCCAAAAAGGAGCCGCCUAAAAAAGAAAAGGAACCUUCUCCUGCUGCCCCAGCUGCACCCAAAUCCAAGGAUCCUCUUGAUGCCCUCCCUGCAGGAGACUUCAAUAUGGAUGACUUCAAGCGGUUUUAUUCCAAUAAUGACGAAGACAAGUCUGUACCAUACUUCUGGGAGAAGUUUGACAAGAAUCACUACUCUAUUUGGUAUUGUGAAUACAAGUAUGCUGAAGAACUGGCCAAAGUGUUCAUGACCUGUAAUCUUAUUGGAGGUAUGUACCAGCGUGUAGAUAAGCUUCGUAAGAAUGCCUUUGCCUCCAUGUGUGUAUUUGGAGAAGAUAACGCAAACAAUAUUUCUGGUAUUUGGGUCUGGAGGGGCCACGACCUUUGCUUCCCGCUUUGUGACGAUUGGACAGUAGAUUACGAAUCGUACGAAUGGAAGAAGCUAGAUCCUGAUGCAGCAGAAACCAAGAAACUCGUCGAUCAAUAUUUCAAAUGGACUGGUGCAGAUAAUAAGGGCCGCAAGUUUAAUCAAGGAAAGAUUUUCAAAUAAUUGUUUUAUUAAUGAAUAAACGGUUCAGUUAAUAUAUUAAUUAAAUGUUUCCUUUUCCACGGGUAGAUAAGUUAGUUACCUUGGGUAAUUGGCUGUCGCCCUGAAUUUGUAGAAAUUCCAAACAUUGUUGUGCUGGUUAGCUCUUUA